Eublepharis macularius is the source of this 4916-nucleotide messenger RNA. It is a transcript of the gene CRISPLD2, whose product is annotated as cysteine rich secretory protein LCCL domain containing 2. The record is from RefSeq and is a predicted model, not a curated record. Bases 134 to 1636 code for a protein of 500 amino acids. The transcript is spliced from 15 exons. NCBI's taxonomy places the organism in Eukaryota, Metazoa, Chordata, Lepidosauria, Squamata, Eublepharidae. Gene Ontology annotation, cellular component: extracellular region.
CUGCUUUUCAAAGUAGUUUCCCCCCCUCUUUUCUUCAUCAAGCAGGCUUCGGAGGAGUAUUUUUUUAAAAAAAAAUUGGUGCAAAGUUCAGAAGAAGCUCCUUUGAAGGAAGUGUUAGCUCCUCCUGCAGAGAAUGGCCGGAAGUCCCACUCCAUCUUGGGCUCUCAUCCCAUUUGGGCUGCUCUUCUUAGCCCAUGGAAUCCACUGCCUGUUAUUGCCCAACGCGACCCACCUGGAAAGCAUUCUGAGCCGAUACCAGGAUCAACAACGCCACUCGAGGACCAAGAGAGCCAUCUCCAGGUCAGACAAAGAGGAGAUUCUGAUGCUUCAUAACAAAUUAAGAGGCCAAGUCUACCCUUCAGCAUCCAACAUGGAGUACAUGACGUGGGAUGAUGAGCUGGAGAGAUCUGCCGAGUCCUGGGCCCAGGAGUGCAUUUGGGACCAUGGCCCUGCCACCCUCUUGAUGUCAAUUGGUCAAAACUUGGCAGUUCACUGGGGCAGGUACCGAUCUCCAGCGUUCCAUGUCCAGUCGUGGUAUGAUGAAGUUAAGGACUAUACAUACCCAUAUCCUCAUGAAUGCAAGCCAUGGUGCCCAGACAGAUGCUCGGGAGCUAUGUGUACGCACUACACACAGAUCGUUUGGGCCACCACCAAUAAGGUUGGCUGUGCUGUGAAUGUCUGCAAGAGGAUGAAUGUGUGGGGCGAGAUCUGGGAGAAUUCUGUCUACUUGGUCUGCAACUACUCCCCCAAGGGGAACUGGAUUGGAGAGGCGCCAUACAAAAAUGGAAGACCUUGCUCAGAAUGUCCGCCUAGUUACGGAGGACGGUGCCAAAAUAACCUGUGUUACAAAGAUGACCGUUUUGUACAAAAGCCGGAGGUGGAGGAGACCAACGAAGUGGAGACGUCCCAAGUGACAGAGAACAAACAUAUGUGGGUGCAAGAGAGGGUGACCGAACCCAGCAAGGAAAGGAAAUCACCCGCCACAACUUACAUGACACAAGCCAUCAAGUGUGACACCAAAAUGAGGGACAGAUGCAAAGGAUCCACCUGUAACAGAUACCUCUGUCCUGCCGGCUGCUUAAACAACAAAGCAAAAGUGUUUGGGACUUCCUUCUAUGAAAGCUCUUCCAGCAUAUGCCGGGCUGCCAUUCAUUCUGGAAUGUUGGAUAACAGAGGAGGCCUGGUAGAUAUCACCAGGAGGGGCAGGUCUGACUUUUUUGUGAAAUCAGCAAGAAACGGCAUUGAAUCUUUAAGUAAAUUCAAACCUUCCAAUUCCUUCAUUCUUUCAAAAGUCACAGUGCACACUCUUGACUGUUACACCACCGUGGCAGAGCUCUGCCCAUUCAAGAAGCCAGCCACGCACUGCCCGAGGUCCUAUUGUCCUGCUUACUGCAAAGAAGAACCCUCUUAUUGGGCGCCGGUGUACGGCACAAAUGUUUAUGCGGAUAAUUCCAGCAUCUGCAAAGCCGCUGUGCAUGCUGGAGUCCUUACCGAUGACGCUGGUGGUUAUGUAGAUGUGAUGCCAGUGGAUAAGAAGAAAUACUACAACGGUUCCCUGAAGAAUGGGAUCCAAUCAGAGAGCUUAAAGACUCCAAGAGAAGGAAAAGCAUUCCGAAUUUUUGCUGUGAAGCAGUAAAUUUCCAGAAAAAAGAAACCUUUUUUUGCUGGGAGGAAAAUGUUGCGGUAUUCUGGAGAGAUGGGACGAUCAAGAAUGGUGGUGUUUGUCUUGGAAUGUAGUAUGACAUCGCCCUGUUAGUCAAACUAUUCCUUCGGGGAAAAGCAGAACUAACGGUGGGGGAAUGCCUUUCGGACUUGAUUCACAACUUAUUGGCAUCAGCCCAGUCUUGAACUAUGUUUAAUUUUCAUCUAACAAUGGUUGUAGGUUCAGGUGAUGACACGUAUUGCUCAGCAUUUCUCCCUGAACCACUUUCGUUGCCCAAAGGUAGUUUUUUUACAUUUCAUUUAAUUGCCCGUUUAUUGAAGCACAUUUUUUUUUUGUUUAGAAAUUGGUGAUGUUACGUAGAAUAGCUACCAAGCUGAAUGGUGAUUUUGGAUGGCAACUUUGAGGCAGCUGCUUUAGAAAUUGAGUCCCCUUUAUAUUUUUUUCCAUUUUUUUUUAAUUGGCCAUUUGGGGAAAUCUAGAAUGGUCAACAGGACGAUAAAUUGGGUCUGAUAAGUGCAAUGUUGAAACCAAGUCUGGUAGACUGUUCUGUGCCAAUUGGAAAAGGCAGUGAACCUGCAAUACCUUUGGGGGCAGGUGAGAUGAAAAGGAAACAGCUGUGCAAAAGAACACCUUUUCUGGAAAUUGUGCAUUUCGAUACCAGAAACAGAAAAUCAAGGUAACUAGGUUUGCUGGCCAAACCAUAUCAGGAAGUUAGGAAGGUGGGUGGUUUACACUAGAGGUCAAAGAAUUACAACCCCUUUCUAGGCACAUUUUGAUGGAUAGAAUAUUAAGACAGCAUUGUUUUAUUUCCAAUUAAAUGCAAUUUAUUUUAUUCAGCAGUGCUGGUCAUAUCCUAUAUAAACAAUGCUCUCUAAAAGUUGAUCUUUAUUUUCCUAGAAAGUUAAGUAUCUUUACAAAGCACAUUUGCUUUGCCUUAUUUGUUUGUACAGAUUUGGGCUUUAUUAUUUACAUAUAUAUAUUAUCGAAAAGCCAGUUGGGCUGGAUUUCUUUUCUUAUAUGCAAUAUAUAUGUAGAUUACAUGCAGAUUCUAACUUGGUACCUAAUAAAUAGUGUCAAACAUUCAUCCAGUAAUUUCAGGGGGCUAGAUGUUAGGAAUUAACCAUUCAUAUAUUUUUUGCCUAAAACCUUUAUGUUUGACGAAAUCUAUAGCUGGAAUCCAAAGUGGACGCUUCCAUAUUCUGGUGAAAUUUUUGAUAUCUUUUCUUAAGCAUCUGACUUCCAAGCAUUGUCCAAAAGUGCCAUAGAUUAUAAUUUGAACAUGUAAUAUCUAUUUAUUUAAAGUGACCUUUUGCAAAGGUAAAAAUUUGCUUAACUCAAAUGCUUAAAUUGGUGCUCUGGAAUUUAAGGACUGUUCAUGAGCCAUGCUAAUCAACAGGUGCUAAUUGGGGUUGGGUCUCCUUCCGACCAAACCCUCUCCAGAAAUCAUCUGGAGAGAAUGAUUCAUGGUCCAAAUGUUUUCCAAACAUUAAGUUCUGGCGUGGUCAUCACAUUGACAUUGCCAUGGACACGAGUCUGGAGGGAUCUGCCUCCAUUAUCUUCACACCACAAGUGGGACUAUCUGUGGGCCCUCACAUCCAUUUAUGAAGGUUUGGUGUAAAGGUCUCUAAUAGAGAUGGGUAUGAUCCGGGGGGAAAUGAACCAUGUGGUUUGUGGUUCAUCAGAUUUCAUGAACCAUGAACUACGAACUUUUACGAACCUGCCCCCUGCCCCCGGAUCAUGAACCAGUUCGUUUGGUUCAUGAAAAUGUCACAUCCAGGUCAGAAAAUCAUCACUUCCAGGUCAGCAGAAGGUCUGCAGGAAGUCCAUCCCCUGUUGCCUAGGAAACUGAUUGAUUGGCACCAGGCUGUCUGCAGUAACGAACCAAAAAACGAAUCAAAGAAACCAGCCUAAAAUUCAUGGCAGUUCGUCAGAAAUGGCAUCUGAUGAACCUCUGGUUCGUCACAAAUUUUGGUUAGUAUUUUGGUUUGUGCCCAUCUCUAGUCUCUAAUCUGGAGAGCUGGGUUUGAUUCCCCACUCCUCCGCUGGAAGCCAGCUGGGUGACUUUGGGUCAGCCACAGCUCUCUCAGAGCUCUCUUGGACCCACCCACUUCACAGGGUGAUUGCGGUGAGGAUAAUAAUAAUAACACACUUAGUAAACUGUUCUGAACGAGCGUUAAGUUGUCCUGAAGGGUGGCAUAUAAAUCCAAUUUUGUUAUUAUUAUGUUAUUAUAAAGUGGCGAGGGAGAAAGGAAUCCAGUUUUGGAGAACCCCACCCAUGGUGAUGAAGGCCAUAAGCAAAGAGCUGAGGCCUAUAAUUUCUGGCACACCAUGAAGAGGUCAUUACAUACCUGUGCCCGAACUCCUCGAGGAUCCAGUUUAGAUUGAUUUCUGUUUGGAUCUAAUCCCCAGACUGGAAUGGAUUGAUGGGGAGGAGAAGAUGCCCCUCCCACGCCAAAUCAGAUGAGAAAUCUGGGUUUGGCAGAGUUUGCUGGCAACCCCAACAAAUAUGACUGAUUUAGGGUUGCCAGCCCCCAGGUUGGGAUAUUCCUGGAGAUUUGGAGGUGGACCCUGGGGAGGGGGGAGGGUUCCCAGCCUCCAGGAGGUGGCUGAAGAUCUCCUGGAAUUACAACUAAUCUCCAGAUGAGAGAGAUCUGCUCCUCUGGAGAAAAUGGCUGCUUUGGACGGUGGACUCUAUGGAAUUAUACCAUGCUGAGGUUCUUUCCCUCUCCAAACUCUGCCUUCCCCAGGCUUUACCCUCCAAAUCUCCAGGAAUUUCCCAACUUGGAGCUGGCAACCCUAGGAGAUGGGUAUUUGACGAGGGGAGGAUGUGUAAAGAGAAUAAAUUUGGAAGCAAAUAAUUCGGGGGCAUUGUCAAUUUACUGGUGGGCACAUCCAAAUCAGAAAAGAAUAAACAUUUCAACGUCUCAGUCCUCUGUUGGGGUUGCGUAGUGUGUUAAUCUGCAUUGGUCUUAUCUGUAGGCCACAAAAGCCUGCAGUUUUUGUAUAUUUGCUUUUUUUUCUAUGAAAAACGAUGUAUUUUUUACUUACUUCCUUUGUAAAAAAAAAAGUUUACUGUAAAUGGGAUUUGUUUUGCUUUUGCAUGAUCUUUUUAAUAGGCCAAGUUUCUGGCCUUCGAGCUGUUAUUUUAUUUUUCUUCCCCCUCAGCCAAAUAUCUAUACAACAAAAUAUUUUGGUUUCCUGCUAUUUUGUUUUAUGACUUAUUUGUGAAAAUAAAACUUCGAGAUGGAAUUUC